Lacerta agilis (Sand lizard) is the source of this 1000-nucleotide messenger RNA. RefSeq names its product PIH1 domain containing 1 (gene PIH1D1). The transcript is spliced from 10 exons. Gene Ontology annotation, biological process: rRNA processing; box C/D snoRNP assembly. NCBI's taxonomy places the organism in Eukaryota, Metazoa, Chordata, Lepidosauria, Squamata, Lacertidae. The coding region runs from base 119 to 994 and encodes 291 amino acids. Gene Ontology annotation, cellular component: cytoplasm; ribonucleoprotein complex; R2TP complex. The record is from RefSeq and is a predicted model, not a curated record.
CUUCUCCGCAAAGCGAACCUGCUGGCAUCCGCGCGUGUCGUCGCUUCAUUAGCGGCGGAACCGACGAGAGACAGAUAUAUAAACUAUAUACGAUACCAAGGGUCCGACUGGCACCACCAUGGCAUCUGUAGCCGACACAUCCCUGUUAUCAGCCGAGCUGCAGGAGGAGGAGGAAGAGGAGGAGUUCCGACGUCUUCUACUCCAGGCAACCCAGAAAAUCCAGAGCUCCGUGCCCUCUCCGGCAGAAUCCAAGCCUAUCCGUCCGCUCCCAGGAUUCUGUCUUAAAACCCACACAAGUUCCGGCGAGAAGGUCUUCGUGAACAUCUGCCGGUCUCCCCACAUCCCCCCACCUCCUGACCUGACCAACGAAGAGCUUGCCUGCCUCAUUGAGUCGGAGAACGCCUCCACCUUCAGGAUCCCCAUGAGCUUGGGAGAGCCCCACGUGGAAGUGGACAAGAGUGGGAAUGCUUGCACCGUGUAUGACGUCUCCAUCAGCACCACCUUUUACAACAAGAUGGAGAACAACCACUUCCUCAAAGAGUUCUUCAUCACGAUCGCCAUGGAAGGAUUGUCGGAGAAAUACAAGAUGGAUGUCAACAACCAAGAAUGGCGGAUUCUGAAGAACAGGAAGUUUAUGGGCUCCAUAGCCGAGCAGACCAUCCGCACCAAAUCCAAGCCUUUCAUCCAAGAGAUGGAUAGCAGCCAAGUCAAGGAGGAAAGCAGGAACCUUUUGCAGCCAUCAGCGUCACAAAGCUCGGCCACAGUUCCUGAAUUCACCAUAGUUGCUGAGCCAUCUAUCAGCCACGCUGACCGCCUGGUCGCGAAAAUCAGCCUCCCAAAAAUGACCUCAGUAAGAUCUCUCGAGCUGGACCUGGGAGAGGACCGCAUUGUGUUAAAGGGACACCCCCAGCUCUACCAUUUGGACGUCUUCAUCCCCUACAGCAUUGUUCCGAGGAGAGUGGGGCCCAGUUCCACAGAGGACAAAGGUGAGUAACUAGGA